Molecule: messenger RNA, 243 nt
Organism: Striga hermonthica
Lineage: Eukaryota; Viridiplantae; Streptophyta; Magnoliopsida; Lamiales; Orobanchaceae
Source: the annotation of a GenBank genome assembly
AUGACUGCUUCGUUUCUUGUGAGAAGGUUCAGGCCGAUCUCCUCUUCAAGAGGAAGAUGGGCUGGGACGUUGACUCCGAGGAAACAAUCAAAUGAUGAUGCUAGCGAAGCACGUGUCGAGAAGGAGAAAGUCGAGCCGAUUACCACCUUCAGCCGGCCGCCUCCGUUUUCCCCUUUCCUCGGAUCGCUUGUUGCUCUUUCAAUGCUGCAAUCGUGGAGCAAAAGGGAUAACAAUGACGAUUGA